Didymodactylos carnosus is the source of this 1134-nucleotide messenger RNA. The record is from the annotation of a GenBank genome assembly. Lineage: Eukaryota; Metazoa; Rotifera; Eurotatoria; Philodinida; Philodinidae.
AUGUUCAAUUUAUGUUUUGUUCGAGGGCGUUCCCGUCAUCCUCAAAAUCAAGGUUGUGUUGAAAGAGCGAAUGGAGUUUUGUGUGAUGCGCUUGGAAAAUGGAUGUUGGAAAAUGAUUCUAGUCAUUGGUCUGAUGGUUUGUUGCCCGUUGUUUAUGGAAUCAAUACUCGAGUUUCUAGUACAACAAAAUCAACACCAUAUGAAGUGAUGUUUGGCCAAUCGCCUCGUUCUGAUUCAGAAUUUUGGAAGCUUGUUAGUCAAAAUGGAAUUCUAGAUGAAGAAGAUUUACCAAGUCCGGUUGUUAGUUUGGAUGAUGAUAUCGAAAACUCUACUGAUGUUGUUGACGGUGAUGUGAGUGUAAUUGUUGAAAAGUUAGCAGAGGAGGCUUCUUCUAAUUCGUUAUUCGAUCUACCCUCACCAGGACCAACAAAUGAUACAGCUGUUAUAGAGAAUUAUUUUGUAGAUAAUCUUAUAUCUUUUGAUUCUCCACAAAAAAACAUUGUUGAUUCAAAUACAAAUGAUCUACUCGGUUUUUUAGACGAAAUAGACCAAAUUAUGAAAGCAGCAAAUUCUGCUGCUUCUUCAGCAUCUCUUUCUUCCGUACCACGUCAUGAUCUUAUACAUAAAAGAGCUACAGAUAACUAUUUAAAAACAGCAAAUAAAAAGAUGAAAGCACAUGAUAAUUAUCUUGACAAUUUGAGUCAUAAAUUUAAUGUAAAUGAUUGUGUUGGUGUUACAAUACAUGAAGCAGAUCGUACAAAUGCAGAUGCUAAGUUUUUGCCAUGUUUGAUUGUUGAAAAAAUAUCCAAAAAUAAUUCUGUAAUCUUUCGAUUAACAUGUCAAUAUGGCAUACUAACGAACACAUUCUCAGUUGGUGAAGUUAUUGAUCUGAAAUCUGCUUGUCCGAAACCUUUAAAGGAAACAGAUGUUGAAGAUUUAGAAAAUAUUACUUUUAUCGAAGCCUGUAAGCUUUUUGUUCGUGGCUCCGUUAGCAGAAGUACUUGUGAUUGUAAAACAAAGUGUGCUACGAAAAAAUGUCCGUGUAGAAAAGCAGCAGUGGCUUGCUCCACCAAAUGUCAUUCAAAAAAAGUUCAUGCCAGAAUAUGGAAAAUUAGGCGGUCAGUUUGUAAAUAG